AUGAGACAUAAGUUUGUCAUACAUUAUAAUACAAUUACUCUAUCCAGUUGUAAAGAUAUUUUUUUAAGAAAAUGGUUUAACUUAAUUUUUUACUCAAGAAAUUAUUCCUCUUGUAAGAACAUGAUAAAAAUAUCACAAAAAAGAAAGAAAGAUAUUAUAUAUAAUAAUAAAAGGAACUGUAAUAAAUAUAAUAAUGUUAGAAAAGAUGAAUGUGGAGUUAUUAAUACUGAGGAUAACAGAUAUAAUAGUAUAUAUAAUGAUAGAAUAAACUUAUAUCUUGGAAAUAAAAAUAUAAAUAGAAAGAAUCUAUUAACAUAUAUUAAGAAUCAUAAAAAAUUGUUAUUAUAUACAUUAUGUAAAAUAUAUGAAAAGAAACAAUUUAAUAAACAAUCGAAUGAUAUAUUGAAUGAAUUAUCUCAUAAUAUAUGUGAACAUGUAGAAAAAACAAAAGAUAAAUUAAAUUCAAGGGAGAGAUUAAUAUUUUUAAGUUGUAUAAAUGAUAAACAUUAUGCUGAAAAAAUAAACAUCAUCAAAAGUAACAACAACAACAAUAAUAAUAAUAAUAAAUAUAAUAUAUUUGAUGAAAAAAAUGUGUUUCUUUAUUUAUGUAAAGUUUUAAAAAAUAGAAAAUAUUAUUUAGAAGAUAAUGAUAUAGUUAAUGACAUAUUGUUUUUUUUUGAAAAGAAAAUUAAUAUAAUGAGAAUAAAUAAUAUUUCAUUAUAUUUGUCUAAUAUAUCCUAUUUAAAUAGUAAAGUUAUUAUUAAAACCAAUAUGUUAUAUUAUUUUGUUCUUUAUAUGUUAAAAUAUAUAAAAUAUAAAAUAAAAAAAAGAAUGAAUCUUAACAAUAUUUAUCAUUAUGUCACAUUAUUAACAUCAUGUAUGAAUAUAUCAAAAUUGAAAAUGGAAAAAAAUGAAAAUAUAGAUUCUUAUAUAAAUCAUUUAAAUGUCAUAAAAAUGACAAAUAAAAAUGAAUAUUCUUUUGAUUCUACUAACUUUUCUAACAUCUCUAAACAAAAUAUAAACGAUAAAAAAUAUCUAAACGAUAUCAUGCAUUCUUCCUUAAUCUAUAAUGAUAAUAAUUUUUAUCAUUAUUUUAAUAUAUAUGAACAUUUUGAAUAUAAAGAAGAAAGCGACAAAAAAAAAACAAUAAAUAUAACAAUGCCAUAUAAAAGAAAAAAUAAUAAUAAUAAUUAUAAUGAUGAUAAUGAUGAUAAUAAUGAAGAAAAAAAUAAAAAUCAACAACAAAAUGAUAAACAAAAUGAUCAUAAUAAUAUGAACAUUCAAACAUUUUACCAUAUUAAUGAUGAACUGAUUUUUUUAAUAUAUCAUAUGAAUUACAUUUUAAAAAAUAUAUUUUUAAAAAAAAAAUAUACAAGAAAAAAAAUACUUGAACAAAAUAUAUUAAAAAAUAUGACAAUUCCAAUUAUUAUACAUUAUAUGUUUAGUUCAUUAAAUUUUCAAAUAUUUUCCAAUGCAUUGUAUCUAGAAUUAGAAAAAUUAAUCCUAUCAAUAUGUGAUAUGAAUAAACAAUCCUUUGAAUUAUUAUUACCUCCUUCAAAUAUGAUAGAACUUUUACAUUUAAUGUCUUUACAUAAUAAUUUAAUUAAAUUCGAUGAUAAGGUAGAAAAACUUAUUAUCAAAAAGUUUUUAGAUCAAUUAUUUAUAGAUAACUGUAUAAGUUUAAACAAGAAAGAUAAAAUUAUUUUAUAUAUUAGUAUAUCUAAAAUUUUAUUUUCUUCAAAGAAAAUAUAUAUGGAAAAAAUGCAUAAUAUACUAACAAAUGAAUUUAUUAAUUUUACUUACCGUGAUUUAUAUUCUAUAGUAUAUGCUUUAAAUUGUUCAAAAUAUUGUGACCUGCCUUUUAUUGAAUCUUUAUUGAGAAAUAUUUAUAAAUUAAAACAUAAAUAUUCUCAAAAUAAAUUAUUAACAAUCAUAUCGAUAUUUUAUUCAUUUCAAGUCAACAUGUCCAUAUUUAAUUUGCUCAUAACAUAUGCAAACAAAAAGGACAUAAAUCAUAUUAAAAAGGAGGAAGCAGAUACAAGUGAAAAUUAUAAUGUUAACACUGGAGCAAAAAAACUGGAAGACGAUUUAGAAAACAAGGAAAGAAUUUUGAAGGAAUUAUCCUCACACAUAAAGGAAGAAUCCAACGAUAAUUUUGUUUUUAAUGAAAAUGAUAUACUGGAGUUUAAUUCUGAUGAAAAUAGAAUAAAGGAUGACACAUCCGAAGAAAAAUUUUUAAUGGAUGACGAUGAAAUCAAAAAAUACAUAAAAAGAAAACAUAAAAAACGAAAGUCAUAA
Plasmodium adleri (nom. inval.) is the source of this 2298-nucleotide messenger RNA. Its product is annotated as conserved Plasmodium protein, unknown function. The record is from RefSeq and is a predicted model, not a curated record. The coding region runs from base 1 to 2298 and encodes 765 amino acids. NCBI's taxonomy places the organism in Eukaryota, Apicomplexa, Aconoidasida, Haemosporida, Plasmodiidae. The transcript has 6 exons.